CGUCGCCGGCCCGGAGCGGAGCGGAGCGGGAGCCGGAGCGGAGCUGGGGCCGGUGCCGGGGCCCGUAGCGGGCGGAAUGGAGCCUCCGCGCGCGCCCGCUAUGCGCCGCCUGCUGCCGCCGCUGCUGCUCCUGCUGCUGCCAUUGCCCCCCCGCGCCCGGGCCAAGUACGUGCGGGGCAACCUCAGUUCCAAGGAGGACUGGCUCUUCCUGACAAGAUUUUGCUUUCUUUCGGAUUACGGCCGACUGGACUUCCGCUUCCGAUACCCUGAGGCCAAGUGCUGUCAGAACAUCCUCCUCUAUUUCGAUGACCCAUCCCAGUGGCCAGCUGUGUACAAGGCAGGGGACAAGGACUGCCUGGCCAAGGAGUCCGUGAUCAGGCCCGAGAACAACCAGGUCAUCAACCUCACCACCCAGUACGCCUGGUCAGGCUGUCAGGUAGUGUCAGAGGAGGGAACCCGUUACCUGAGCUGCUCCAGCGGCCGAAGCUUCCGCUCCGUGCGCGAAAGGUGGUGGUACAUCGCACUCAGCAAGUGUGGGGGAGAUGGGCUGCAGCUGGAGUAUGAGAUGGUCCUCACCAAUGGCAAGUCCUUCUGGACACGGCAUUUCUCGGCCGAUGAGUUUGGGAUCCUGGAGACAGAUGUGACUUUCCUUCUCAUCUUCAUCCUCAUCUUCUUCCUCUCCUGUUACUUUGGAUAUUUGCUGAAGGGUCGUCAGUUGCUCCAUACAACUUAUAAAAUGUUCAUGGCGGCAGCCGGAGUGGAGGUCCUGAGCCUCCUGUUUUUCUGCAUCUACUGGGGCCAGUAUGCCACCGACGGCAUUGGCAAUGAGAGUCUGAAGAUCUUGGCCAAGCUGCUCUUCUCCUCCAGCUUCCUCAUCUUUCUGCUGAUGCUCAUCCUUCUGGGGAAGGGAUUCACGGUGACACGGGGCCGCAUCAGCCACUCGGGUUCCGUGAAGUUGUCUGUCUACAUGACCCUGUACACCCUUACCCACGUGGUGCUGCUCAUCUAUGAGGCUGAGGUUCUUUGCAGUUCCUGUGAUGGCCCUGAUCGCCAACUUUGGGAUCCCCAAGUGGGCCCGGGAGAAGAUUGUCAAUGGAAUCCAGCUGGGGAUCCAUUUGUAUGCCCAUGGCGUGUUCCUGAUCAUGACCCGCCCGUCUGCGGCCAACAAGAACUUCCCGUACCACGUGCGCACGUCACAGAUCGCCUCAGCCGGGGCCCCGGGGCCCGGAGGGAGCCAAUCCACCGACAAGGCCUUCCCGCAGCACGUCUAUGGGAACGUGACGUUCAUCAGCGACUCGGUGCCCAACUUCACGGAGCUCUUCUCCAUCCCCCCGCCCGCCUCCUCCGCCGGGAAGCAGGUGGAGGAGACGGCGGUGGCGGCGGCGGUGGCCCCGAGGGGCCGCGUGGUGACCAUGGCCGAGCCGGGCGCGGCCUCCCCGCCCCUUCCCGCUCGGUUCCCCAAGGCGGCCGACCCGAGCUGGGAUGGCCCGACGCCGCCCUACCAGCCGCUCGUGCCCCAGACGGCGGCGCCGCACACCGGCUUCACCGAAUACUUCAGCAUGCACAGGGCCGGGGGCACCGCACCCCCGGUCUGAGCACCCUUGCCCACCCCCACCCCAUGGUCCGCGUGCCGGGCCCCGGCCGGGCUCCGGAUCCCCGCUCUAUCCCGGCCCCAGGGCUCUGCCAUCCCAGGCCUUCCCGACCCUCCCCACCCCGCGCGCCCAGGUAUGGGUGCGUAUUGUCCCGCUCCUUCCCCCGCCCCUUCCCCCAACUUUUGUGCCAAACGGUCCCGCGGGAGCCGCUCUCCCCGUCCCCUCCCUCAGCCCCUGCCCCGAGCGGCGCCGGAUUCUGGGCUCCCGCUGUUUCGAGACCUACGGCCCCUUGGCCCCCUCCGAGACCUCUGAUCCCGCCGGACCCCGGAACACCAGUGACGAUCGCCGGGACCCUGCCCGUGACUCUCCAGGACUCCGCGACCCCCAGCCAUUGCUCCUGGGACGGAUAUUGUGAAUCUGGUCUCGACUCUGAAACCUUCCCUUGGAUCUCUGUGACCUCGGCCCACCCCUGUCUCCAUCCGGGGGCCCUCCCUUAGGUCCCCGGCAAAAAGACUUUUUCCCUUCUUGCCAAAAUAAAGCGGAUUCGUUGAGUUUUUAUCUAUAA
This is a messenger RNA of Lutra lutra (Eurasian river otter), 2157 nucleotides long. It is a transcript of the gene TMEM145, whose product is annotated as transmembrane protein 145. The transcript is spliced from 14 exons. The record is from RefSeq and is a predicted model, not a curated record. The coding region runs from base 77 to 2089 and encodes 670 amino acids. NCBI's taxonomy places the organism in Eukaryota, Metazoa, Chordata, Mammalia, Carnivora, Mustelidae. Gene Ontology annotation, biological process: G protein-coupled receptor signaling pathway; response to pheromone.